AUGUCGAUCCUCAUUUUUCUGUUGCCAAUUCUGGCAAAAUUACAAACGAAGUUUUUCCGACAUUUCUACCGAAUCGGCUUCAACUUUUACAAAUGGUGGACAGGUCCUCCAAUAAGAAUCACAAAACACAUUCGGGAUUUCGCAAAAAGUAUUGAACCGGAUGAAUGGGAGUGGAAAGCGGAUGCGAAAAGUGGCGGUGAGGAACAUUUCCGUUUCGAGUUGUCCGAUUGGAGUUCUCGGGAUUCUCUUCAUAUCGAUAUUGUUUCAAGAGCGACUCAAAUCGAGGCUCGUCUGAUUUUAUGGCAUCAAGGAGAGACUUUUGACUCGGGGACACUGAUUUCAAGGGAAACCGAUGACAUUCAUACAAUUCGUUGUGGUCCAUUGUUGUUAGAUGUUCGCGAACCGUUUAGACGAUGCCGAUUUUUUUAUCGAGGUGAAAUAAGAAACUCUCAAAACGAGCCGAUCUUCUUAAGCAUUGGCGGCUGGUUUAAGCCGACGUCAGAUGUGCGCUUUUUCUAUUCAAAUCUUCAAGUAAACGAAGAGAUUUUAAAGAAUCCAUGGAGAAUUUUAAGCAAUUUUCGGAAAUUCAAUAAGCAACGAGAGCAAAAAGAUUUCGUUCAAUGGGGCGAAGCGUUUUGUGAGAUCGAGAUGAACCGAGUGGCGGUGAGGAGAAGGUUUAGAGGACUCAAAGAAGUUCGACGCUUGAGUGCAAACGAUCGUGAGGAUCAGAUCUCCGUGUAUUUUGAGGAUGGUCAUCGCUAUUUUUGGCGCUCGGAGGAUCGCGCUCAGUACAAUAGUCAUUUGGAGCACGGAAUUCACUCGCACGUCGAUCAAAUCGUUCGCUCGAUUUCACUCGAUACACCUGAAGGAGUCUAUCAACCGGAUUCAUUAUCGAUUUUGAAGUUUAAAACAAAUCAAGGACAAGAGGAGAGUUUCACCAAAAUGAAGCACUUGAACAAGUGCAGCUAUGAGAGAGAUGACGGGGUGACGAUUGUUGUGAAUAGAUUCGAAUGCGAUCGAAAGGGAUCAAUUGGAUACGCGUUCAUUUCCUCGAUCAUUCAACCAUUGGAUAAGAAAGAAUGCAAGCAAAGAGUUGAGGCAAUACUUGACUAUAAAGCAAUUGGUCUUGAGCGGAUUCUUCGCAUCAUUCCACUCACUCAUCGUGCUUGCCAAGACUCGUCAUUAACCGGUGGAAAGGGGUCAAAUCUCGGAAAAUUAUCAACAAUUCGAUGCAAAUACCAAGUCCCUAAUGGCUUCGUGAUAUCGACGAAUGCUUAUGAAGAACACUUGAAAGCAAACAAAGCCUUAUCUCAACUGAUCAAUCGAAUCAAUCACAAUUUGAAAAUUGAUGAAUUAGAGAGUCUUUUGAAGAAAAUCGAGGCAGCUUUUCAUGAAUCAGAAUUAACACUUGCAAUGAGAACCGAGCUUGAGAUCGUUUUGCGUAACGAAUUCGCGGAGAAACUCUUGGCGAUUCGAUCAUCAGCAAUUGGCGAAGAUGGCGCCGAUCUCUCAUCUGCCGGUCAAUUAGAAUCACAGCUGAACAUACAACCAAAAGACGUUCAACAAACUCUCAAACGCGUGUGGGCAUCGAAUUUUCGCAAAGAGGUUUACUCGUACAGAAAGUUUUAUGCUCAACUCUUGACUCCAUCAAUGGCCAUCGUUGUACAAGAAAUGAUAUCGAAUGGAACAGCUGGUGUGAUGUUCACGUGCAAUCCGGUUACUCGAGAUCCCACAAAAUUCCUCAUCAACGCUCACCAAGGGAUGGGUGAGGAGAUCGUGAGUGGGGCAGUCACUCCACACACCGCUCUCAUCGCUAAACAUAAUGGGGAGAUCCUUGAAAAGUCCGAAGAAAUCCUCUGCUUGGAGGACUCACAAUUGCUUGAGUUGACUAAAGUCGGGCACUUCUUGGAGACACAUUUUGGAAAACCACAAGAUGUCGAAUUUGUGAUCAAAAAUGAGGUCAUCUACUUGGUACAAAGUCGUGAUGUCACAGGUCUCGAUCGGGAAAGCGAUUUUGAGUUGAGCACCGAGUUCGACUCAGGGAAUCUCACUGAUCACGAAAUCUAUACAACGGCAAAUGUUGGCGAAGUGUUGCCCCGGCCACUCACCCCGUUGGGCAUUUCCGUUGAGGCUCAGUUGUACGAGAAAGCUCUUUGUAAAAUGUUCUUCUCAUUUGGUUCUACCCAUAUCCCGAUGCAUCACCAUAUGGCUUUUCACAUCACCAACAAUCGAGUGUUCUUCAACGUUGGAGAGCUCUAUCUUCGUCAAUGGGUUGUUCUCGAAAAAGAUCCAUUAUCCGAGUACACCCUGGCGGGAGAGCGAAUGAUCUCCACGGAAAUGUAUCGACAAGGGAAACUCCGCUACAAGCCCUCACAUCCACUUUUUCCUAUUUAUCGAUUGGGAUACAUGAUACAUGCAACACUUUGGGGCGGAAAGAGUACACUGAAAACGGUGGAAUUUGGAUCGAAAGCGAUUCAAGAGCUCGUCUCGGAUGGAAAAGCUCAACGACAAUUGGAGAACAUUCAACAACAACAGGAGCUGUUUGCGAAGCUAAUCUACAAUCACUCGUACAUCUCCUCUUGCUCCUCGUUCACUUAUAUCAUUGUAGCGAUGUUGAUUCGUGGAUCACCGGAAGGAGAUCUGACUCCAGAGAUGCUUUCCGACAUCGCCACUUUAUUCGGGAACAACAGUUUGUCUGUGAUCUCAGCCGAUGUGCCAAAUGCUUUAAAGAACAUCGCCAAAGCAAUCACGAAAAGCAAGGUUCAACCCGAAUUCGAGACAUUGGAAGCACCAAACUCUCUUAAGCCAAAAAUAGUUAUGAUCUUACUAUUUCACCUA
Molecule: messenger RNA, 2838 nt
Organism: Mesorhabditis belari
Lineage: Eukaryota; Metazoa; Nematoda; Chromadorea; Rhabditida; Rhabditidae
Source: the annotation of a GenBank genome assembly